Messenger RNA from Diabrotica virgifera virgifera (western corn rootworm), 3823 nucleotides. RefSeq lists its product as uncharacterized. Gene Ontology annotation, biological process: DNA recombination; DNA integration. The record is from RefSeq and is a predicted model, not a curated record. The transcript has 11 exons. Gene Ontology annotation, molecular function: DNA binding. Lineage: Eukaryota; Metazoa; Arthropoda; Insecta; Coleoptera; Chrysomelidae. Bases 1105 to 3765 code for a protein of 886 amino acids.
UUAUUCGUAAGGGGAUUUCUCCACAUUCUCUAUUUCAUUUGAUUUAUAUAUAUAUAUAUAUAGUGGUUUGAAGUUUCAGCAAUUCGGUCAUGUGAAAUAAAAAAUCAAAAUUAAGUCAAUGUCCCUUACGAUAUGUUCAAAAAAUCUAAAUUAAUACUCUUAUAGUUUUUUCUCCUGAAGAAGUCACAAAAGUGUGACGAAAUAUUGAGAAAUAACAAAUAGACUUUUAUUUCACAUGACCGAAUUGCUGAAACUUCAAACCACUAUAACACAGUACGGUCGAAAAUAUUUGUACAAAUUAUAUAUAUAUAUAUAUAUAUAUAUAUAUAUAUAUAUAUAUAUAUAUAUACGCGAGCAACGCACCAUGCGAGUCCCGAUAUAUCCAGCAGACCACCCGAGACCCACCAUAACCAAAGUGUAUAAUUAGAUUUUUAUUAUAGAAAAAUAAAGAAUAUAAUAUGAACUUUUAUGGGCCCCAGAGAGGGGUAAGAAAAAUCUUUUAGUUUAAAAAAUCUAUACGGAGCAUACCGUGCGAGUCCCACUUACAAGUCAAAAGGACAUGCGAGUCCCGCUAGUUAUACAUGGCACACUCAGCAAACAAUAUGAGACCCAGCGAUGUUGCCACAACGCUGGGUCUCGUAUUGUUUGCCGAAUAUUUUAGGUACUUCCCCGGUUUGUAUAUUUCACCUCGAAUUUAACAGUUUUGUUUCAGCGGUUAUUUUAAUUCUUGUGAAUAGUAAGGGCGGACGUAAAAUAGUGAUUUUAGGCGCAAGGAUAAAUAUUAGGUACCUAUGGAAAAUAGAUCAAAAAAAAUUUUGGAACUCGCGUUGGACGAAAAUAAUAAAAAAAAAGAUUAUUCAAAUGCAAAUAAGAUGGGGAAAUCUUAUUUUGGGCCGCCUAGCAAAACGAAACAAAAUGCGAAGAAAAAAACUGAGCUUUUAGAGCCCAAUGUAAAGAUCUUAUCGAACGUUAACCUUAAAGAAAAAAUUGAUAACUACUUGCAAACUAUAACAACUCCCUUUUUUUUUGAAUGUCAAGAAAAUAAAAUAGAUGAAUCAACAUUAUCUGAAAGUAAAAAUAACGUAGAGACUCCAUUUAAUAAGUAUGAUAAAGAAAAAAAAACAGGACCAUUUAAAACCCAAAGCAAAUAUUUUACUGGAACCAGAUGUUAAACUUAAUGAUAACAUUGAUAACGACUCACAACCUUUAAACAAAACCUUGGAUUUAUAUGAAUUUCAAGAAAAUGAUUUAGAGGAAAAAGCAUCAAAAUCGCCUGAGUACGACAAGCUGGAAGAAAAAACUUACACUCCAUUAAAAGCUGUAAAUUUUGAUUGCUAUCCAAUUUUGACCAAAAUUGACACGAAUCUAAAUACUGACCAUAGAGACUAUGAAGACAAUGAAGACUUUAGCGAGUCACGUGACACAUCCUCAUAUGUACCCGAAACGGAAAUAGAGUCUGAGGGAGGGGAAGAGGAAAUUAUUAUUCCAAUUUUUAAGACCAUAAACGUAACUUGCCCUGAAUCAACUUUAACAAAGGACGAACCCUCGGAAAAGCCCCAUAUUUCUAACAUCGAAACUAAUAAUUCCAUUGUUGCCCUUUCACAUAGAAAAAACAGAGUUUGGGAUAGAAAGAAUUUCUGUCCAAUUUGUUUCGUAGAAGUGAGUCAUUUUGCAAGACAUUUGGAAAGAAAUCAUGCUGACGAAAGUCGAGUAAAAAAGAUUUUAUCUUUUCCAAAAGGAUCUAAUGAAAGGAAAACCUUAUGGGAUUCUUUACGCAAGGAAGGAAAUUUUCAUUUGUUUAGAGAAGAAAAAAAAGUGGUGGCUGUUCGAAGGCCCACGGAAGCCCAAGCAUUAGACUUUGACGAUUUUGUUGUUUGCGAAAACUGUUCUGGGGUGUACAAAAAAAAAUUUUUCUAUAAGCAUGCUAAAAAAUGCCAAGAAAAACACACUGGUACAAAGUGUGGGCGACUAAAUGCCUUAACUCAAUCCCAAACAUUUUUAGCGGCUUCUCGCUGCCAAAACAGUUUUUUAUCACAGUCAAGAUUAAAGAAAGAGGUAUUUUGCAUUAUGAAAGCAGAUAAAAUAAGCGCCACCGCAAAAAAUGAUAUUUUAAUAUGUUUAUUCGGGGAAACCCAUCUUAAAAAACAUAAAAGAAAGCAAAUUGUAACAGUAACGUCCAACAAAAUGAGAGAAUUAGCAAGACUUUUGAUUGCUCUUAGAGAGUUCACACCUGUUCAGAACCUAAUUGAUGCUAUGAAACCAGAAUUAUUUGACGAUUUAGUUAAGGCCACAAAAGUAAUUUCGGGAUUUAGUAAUGCCGAUAAAAGCUUUAAAUCUUCAUCAUUAGCACUUCAUAUGGGUACCACUUUAAAACAAGUAUGCGAUAUAAUUAAUCGAAUGAUUUUAAAAAAAUCCCCAUUAUUUACCUUUAAAAACCCUAAUGAGGAAAAAAAAAGCAUUCGAGAUUUAAAAACAUUAUUAGAGACCAGUUGGGCCAAUGAAAUUUCUUCAUUAGCCCUUAAAACAAUGAAAGAACAGCAAUGGGAAAAACCCCAAAUACUUCCGGUGACAAGUGACGUAAUUAAGUUUAAUAAUUUUGUCAAAAAUCAGGUUGAAGACAGUGCCAAAAAAUUAAACAAACUUUUAGAAAAGGAGGGGAAACAAAAUGACAAAAAUGAUUUACUUCCUUUAUAUAAAACCUUAGCAAAAGGAAUAAUGGCCCUUCUUUUAAUACUAAAUAGAAAACGCAUCGGUGAGAUUCAAUACCUUGAAAUUUCUACUUACAAAAGAUCAUUUGCGGAGCCCAGUGUUCAAAAAGAAAUUGCUGAAAGUUUAACUGUUUCAGAAAAACUAUUGUGUAGAAACUUUAGAAGAAUUAUUACAGGUGGAAAAGGUAGCAAACCUGUAGCUAUUUUAAUUUCUCCUUUUUUAAACGAGAAAAUUGAGCUGAUGAUUAAAAUAAGGGAAAAAAUAAAAUUAAUUCCAGAAGAUAAUAAAUACAUAUUUGCAAAUCCAAAUUCGUCGAAAGGUUGGUUUCAUGGAACAAGUGUAAUUAAACAAUUUGCAACAAACUGUGGGGCAAAGGAUCCCAACUCUCUAACUUCUACCAAAUUUCGAAAACAGACUGCAACAAUUUUACAGAUUAUGGACAUUAAUAAUACUGACAUGGAACAAUUAGCCAUUUUUAUGGGCCAUACAAAAAAAACCCAUGAAGAAUGGUAUAGACUUCCUCAAGAUCUAUACCAGACUGCAAAAAUAGCCAAACUAAUGAUCGCUUUGAAUAAAGGUGAUGUUAAUAUUUACAAAGGAAAGAGCUUAGACGAUAUCAAUAUAGAAGAAAAUGACUACUUGGAAAUUGAAAACAUAGAAACAGAAGUAAAUGAAAUAAAUGAAAAAGAAUUAACAGAGCCUACUCAUUCUUGGAGUCCUAAAAGUAAUUUUAGCGAUGUAACCGACGAAAAGAUUGAACAAGCUAAUAAAAAUGAAAAAGUUUCGUCGAAGGGUAAAAGAAAGUUAUUUACCGAUGAAAUGACGCAUCCAAUGCAAAAUAAUAAAGUUACAAAAAGAAAGGAGGUGCCAACUACUGAAAAAACCGAAAGCACUUCAAAUGCGAUUGCAAGGCACCGAUGGACCGAAAAGGACAAACAAACUAUGCUUAAAUACUUUACAAGAUUCAUAAAAGAAAAAAGGGUUCCGAAAAAAGCAGACGUACAGAAAUUUAAAAAAAUAAAGCUGGAGAAAACUUUCAAUCAAUUGAUUGGGUAAAAAUUAAAACGUUUGUUUACAAUUCUUACAGAGUGUAGUUUUUGUGAAGUUUUUUAUU